AUGGGACGACAGACGAGGGGGCGCCCCAUUGGGCCAGUGCCGUGUCAGGCAAACAGGGUGGCAGGUGGAGUGCAAGCCGGAGGGGACCAGCAACAGCAGCCGCCACCGCCGCCGCCGCCGCCGCAGCAGCAGCAGCAGCAGCAGCAGCAGCAGCAGCAGCAGCAGCAGCAGCAGCAGCAGCAGCAGCAGCAGCAGCAGCAGCUGCAGCAGCAGCAGCAGCAACAGCAGCAGCAGCAGCAGCAGCUGCUGCAAAGGAAUCAGCAGCAACAGCAGCCACAGUUGAAAUUAUCAAGUGGCUGCAACGCCGUGAACGACCCCGUUGAGUAG
Monoraphidium neglectum is the source of this 327-nucleotide messenger RNA. RefSeq lists its product as hypothetical. The transcript has a single exon. The record is from RefSeq and is a predicted model, not a curated record. NCBI's taxonomy places the organism in Eukaryota, Viridiplantae, Chlorophyta, Chlorophyceae, Sphaeropleales, Selenastraceae. The coding region runs from base 1 to 327 and encodes 108 amino acids.